Oryza brachyantha (malo sina) is the source of this 2964-nucleotide messenger RNA. Its product is annotated as heat shock protein 90-5, chloroplastic-like. Gene Ontology annotation, molecular function: ATP hydrolysis activity; ATP-dependent protein folding chaperone; ATP binding. NCBI's taxonomy places the organism in Eukaryota, Viridiplantae, Streptophyta, Magnoliopsida, Poales, Poaceae. The transcript has 20 exons. Gene Ontology annotation, biological process: protein folding; cellular response to heat; protein stabilization. Gene Ontology annotation, cellular component: cytosol; plasma membrane; perinuclear region of cytoplasm. The record is from RefSeq and is a predicted model, not a curated record. Bases 124 to 2493 code for a protein of 789 amino acids.
CCUCCCCUUAUCCUCUCGCCUCGCUACCCCUUCUCCGCCGUGCAGCCACCACCACCGCCGCCGUUAGGGAGCGAGAGGGGUCAAGCUGUUGGCGUGCGUGCGGCGGCGUCUAGACCUCUCCGCAUGGCGCCGGCCCUGAGCGGGAGCCUGGGGGCGUCGUCGGUGGCGGCGCUGCGGCCGUGCGCGCGGAGGGCGCCGGGCGCGGGGCUGGUGGCGGCGACGCGGGGGAAGGGCGCGGCGAGGUGCGCGGGAGGGGUGAGGUGGGAGGCCGGGAGCGGCAGCGGCGGGAGGGGGAGGCUGGUGCGGGCGAGGUGCGAGGCCGCCGUCGCGGAGAAGGCCGCCGGGGAGGAGGGGGGAGCGGAGGAGAAGUUCGAGUACCAGGCGGAGGUCAGCCGCUUACUGGAUUUGAUUGUCCAUAGCCUUUACAGUCACAAAGAAGUAUUUCUUCGGGAGCUCGUGAGUAAUGCAAGUGAUGCAUUGGAUAAGUUGAGGUUUCUUGGUGUGACUGAUUCUUCUCUCCUUGCUGAUGGUGGCGAGUUGGAGAUAAGGAUUAAGCCAGACCAGGAUGCAGGAACCAUCACUAUCACUGAUACUGGUAUUGGAAUGACCAAAGAUGAACUCAAGGACUGCCUUGGUACUAUUGCUCAGAGUGGCACAUCAAAAUUCUUGAAGGCUCUCAAGGAGAAUAAAGACCUUGGAGCUGAUAAUGGUCUGAUUGGUCAGUUUGGGGUUGGGUUUUACUCAGCUUUUCUUGUUGCGGAGAAGGUUGUUGUCUCCACUAAGAGCCCCAAAUCAGAUAAGCAAUAUGUAUGGGAAGCUGUAGCUGACAGUAGCUCUUAUGUCAUCAAAGAAGAGACUGAUCCUGAGAAAAUGCUUACACGUGGCACUCAGAUUACUCUUGUUUUAAGACCUGAUGAUAAGUAUGAGUUUGCUGAUCCUGGAAGGAUUCAAGGCCUUGUUAAGAACUACUCCCAGUUUGUGUCCUUCCCCAUAUACACGUGGCAGGAAAAAUCCAGAACUAUUGAGGUUGAAGAAGAUGAAGAGACAAAAGAGGGUGAAGAGGCCACAGAGGGUGAACAAAAGAAAAAAAAGAAGACAGUUACUGAGAAAUACUGGGACUGGGAGCUAGCCAAUGAAACAAAGCCUAUAUGGAUGAGAAGUCCAAAGGAAAUUGAGAAAACAGAAUACAAUGAGUUCUACAAGAAGGCAUUUAAUGAGUUCUUGGAUCCUCUUGCCUACACUCACUUCACAACAGAGGGUGAGGUAGAAUUUAGGAGUGUCCUUUACAUUCCAGGAAUGGCUCCACUUAGUAAUGAGGAGAUAAUGAAUCCCAAAACCAAAAAUAUCCGGCUAUAUGUCAAAAGAGUAUUUAUCUCUGAUGACUUUGAUGGUGAACUGUUCCCCAGAUACUUGAGCUUUGUAAAAGGUGUAGUUGAUUCAAAUGACCUUCCCCUCAAUGUCUCUCGGGAGAUUCUUCAGGAGAGCCGAAUAGUAAGAAUCAUGCGAAAGAGACUUGUUAGGAAAACAUUUGAUAUGAUCGAGGAGAUUUCUGAAAAGGAUGACAAGGAGGAUUACAAGAAGUUCUGGGAGAGCUUUGGCAAGUUCAUUAAACUCGGUUGCAUUGAGGACACCGGAAAUCACAAGCGUCUUGCCCCUCUGCUGCGUUUCCACACUUCAAAAAAUGAGGCAGAUAUGAUAAGUCUUGAUCAGUAUGUAGAAAGCAUGCCAGAAAACCAAAAGGCGAUCUAUUAUAUUGCUACGGAUAGUCUCCAGAGUGCAAAGACUGCUCCUUUCUUGGAAAAGUUGGUUCAAAAAGACAUUGAAGUUCUCUACCUUAUUGAGCCAAUUGAUGAGGUUGCCAUUCAGAAUUUACAGACCUACAAAGAGAAGAAGUUUGUUGAUAUCAGCAAAGAGGACCUGGAGAUGGGUGAUGAAGAUGAGGACAAUAAAGAAACCAAGCAGGAAUACACUCUUCUGUGUGACUGGGUAAAACAGCAGCUUGGUGAAAAGGUUGCAAAGGUUCAAAUAUCAAAGCGCCUCAGCUCGUCACCGUGUGUUCUUGUAUCUGGCAAGUUUGGUUGGUCUGCCAACAUGGAAAGGCUCAUGAAGGCACAAACACUCGGGGACACAUCAAGCUUGGAGUUCAUGAGGGGAAGAAGAAUUUUCGAAAUUAACCCUGAUCACCCUAUUGUCAAGGACUUGAAUGCGGCCUGCAAAAACGAGCCUGACAGUACAGAAGCUAAGAGGGCUGUUGAACUGUUGUAUGAGACUGCUCUGAUCUCCAGUGGAUAUACUCCUGACAGUCCUGCAGAGUUGGGUGGCAAGAUCUAUGAGAUGAUGACAAUUGCUCUUGGCGGGAGAUGGGGGAGGCCAGACAAUGAGGCCGAAGCAGCAACCACAGGUGAGGCCAGCACAGAUUCAUCUGAAGCCACAGUGACGGAGGUGAUUGAGCCUUCCGAAGUGAGGCCUGAGAGUGACCCAUGGAGGGAUUAAUAAGCAUCCAUCCAUGCAUCCUCAAGUCUCUGACAGUGCCAACUAUCACAGGCUUUGUUUAAUCUGAUGCCUUUCUGAAGCAGCCUUGCUGUAAAUACAGGCCCCUUCUCUCUCAUCAUCGUUUGACCAACCACUGUCAUGUCGGUACAGUUACUUUAAUACAGUUAUUAUUGGACACGAACAACUGUCUACCCUUCGUGAUCAGCAUGAUAACAUGUACAGUAGAAGCAUCACUCUCCCGUUCAACAGAUUUGUCCCUUUCAGCUUUCUAAUUCAACUAGAAUUAGUUAAACUAGAGUGGAUUAACUUAUACUAACAUAUACUUGUAUCAACGAUCCAUAUCCACUCCCAAGUUCAUCAAUAUGUCUAGUAUUAACGAUUGAGAAGGAAAAAAAAUGUGAUUUUUGUGUCCAUAGCUUCCAAACUAAAGUAUCACAUCCAUUGAUCAUGGAAGCAAAUUGUAAACUCCUA